This is a messenger RNA of Hibiscus syriacus, 1310 nucleotides long. RefSeq names its product protein RETICULATA-RELATED 3, chloroplastic-like. The coding region runs from base 144 to 1178 and encodes 344 amino acids. NCBI's taxonomy places the organism in Eukaryota, Viridiplantae, Streptophyta, Magnoliopsida, Malvales, Malvaceae. The transcript has a single exon. The record is from RefSeq and is a predicted model, not a curated record.
AUGCCCACACUCUACGUCUCUCUCUGUAUAAAUUCUCAUUUCAUCACUUUCCUCCAAACCUUUCCCUUUUCGCAGCUGAUCUGCAAAUAUUUGUCAUAUUACCUUCCUUGGACUCCAGUUUGAUCAGAUUAUUGGAUUCAUCCAUGCAUCAGAUGGCUGCCCUAUCUCCGCAUCGUUUCUCCGUGCUCACCGCCCCAUCAUCUCCUAACCACACCUGCCGUCUCAAUCCACCUUCACCCAACGUUCUUUCAUUCCCUUUAAAUCAACCCAUUCCUUCUAACCACACCAAGCUUUCUUUCUCCAAACUCCACGUUUUAUGCGCCAUCGGAGGAGGCGAUGGGAACGACGGUUUUGGUCGCACCGGAGGCGGUGGAGGUGGUAGAGGAGAUGGCGAUGAUUCCGAUUCCAAGGAUCGAUCGUCGGAUGUUUUUGGCUUUCUGGGUCUUUUACUAACUGGAUGGAGAGACAGGGUCGCGGCGGAUCCGCAGUUCCCGUUCAAGGUGUUAAUGGAAGAGUUGGUGGGCGUCACCGCUUGUGUCGUCGGCGACAUGGCUUCACGGCCUAAUUUCGGUCUCAACGAGCUCGACUUCGUUUUCUCGACGCUCGUCGUGGGUUCCAUCAUGAAUUUCACCAUCAUGUAUCUCUUAGCGCCCAAAGCCUCUGCUUCAUCAUCGAGUCUUCCUUCCAUCUUCGCAAAUUGUCCGCAGAGUCACAUGUUCGAACCCGGCGGUUAUACCUUGAUGAGCCGUUUAGGGACGGCGGUGUUCAAAGGGGCGGUGUUUGCUGCCGUUGGAUUCGGUGCAGGCCUCGUCGGGACCGCCAUCUCAAACGGGCUGAUCAAGCUGAGGAAGAAAAUAGAUCCCACUUUUGAAACGCCCAACAAACCUCCGCCGACGUUGUUGAACGCCGUUACCUGGGCGGCUCACAUGGGCACCAGCAGCAAUUUGAGGUAUCAAACCUUGAAUGGGAUCGAGUUUCUAUUGGAAAAGGGAGUUCCGCCCGUGGUGUUCAAGUCUUCCGUGGUGGUUUUGAGAUGCUUGAAUAACGUGAUCGGAGGGAUGUCGUUUGUGAUAUUGGCGAGGAUGACGGGGUCGCAGAGUGUGGCGGAGAAGCCGGCGAUGGCGGAGAUCGGAUCUGUUGCCUCCGAGAAGGAGAAGUUGGGUGGGGGUUGGUGGUGACAAUUUGGAGAAAUGUAAUCAGUCGACUUCAAAGUGAUUUUUUAUGUUUGGGUUUUUAUUGUUGUUGUCUUGUAAUAAGAUCGCCUGGAAUGUAAAUCAACUUGUUUUCGAUCAAAAGUUGUUUUUACCUCA